Leishmania braziliensis MHOM/BR/75/M2904 is the source of this 837-nucleotide messenger RNA. Its product is annotated as eukaryotic translation initiation factor-like. Gene Ontology annotation, molecular function: RNA 7-methylguanosine cap binding; translation initiation factor activity. Gene Ontology annotation, cellular component: eukaryotic translation initiation factor 4F complex. Gene Ontology annotation, biological process: translational initiation. The coding region runs from base 1 to 837 and encodes 278 amino acids. The record is from RefSeq and is a predicted model, not a curated record. NCBI's taxonomy places the organism in Eukaryota, Euglenozoa, Kinetoplastea, Trypanosomatida, Trypanosomatidae. The transcript has a single exon.
AUGGAUCCGAAUAGGUGUUCCCCAGAGAGCGCUGCGACAGAUGAGCAACCACUUACUCUGCUGUGGGGGACGUGGGAGAUGUGGUGCGACAUCCCGCGCCGACAGCAAGGCCACGGCACAGAAAAUUCCAACUGGCUGGAGCAGGUAAAGAGCAUCGGCUUGUUCGACAGUGCCGAAGGCUUCUGGGGGAUAUUCAACUGCACUAUCUUGCCAUCGCAGCUUCCACCGAACAGCUCCUAUUACCUUUUUCGAAAACACAUUGCCCCAAUGUGGGAGCACGAGGCGAACCGUCGGGGCGGAAAGUGGAUCAUUCCCUUUACCAGCAAGGCGUCAGAGGGUGGGGGUGAUUUGCAGCCCGUCGAUGUGGCUUGGGAGACCCUGUGCCUCUCUGCGAUUGGGGAGCUCUUUCCUGGUGACGAGGAGGAGAUUUGCGGCGUCACUGUGAGUCGCGGGAAGCAACGCGCCUUGCCCUCUGGCCACGUGGCGCCUCUGCUAAGUGAGUGGAAACUUUGUCUGUGGACUCGCCGUGCUGACGACAGGGUGUCGCAGAUGGAGAUUGCCGAGUACAUCCGCAAGGAGCUGCGCCUAGGCCUCCUGUCGAAGGAGACGAGUAGAGAUGGACGGAACGGCGAAAUUGACACACCGAUGGAGAUGCCAUGGUCCCCAGACCGUUCUCCAGCUGCCAAGACGCGAGAGGUCUCUGGGUUUCCAUCAGCAAUCACCUAUAUGGCACACCGGGACUUGAUGGAGGCAAGGCUGGAUUUUGUGAAGGGCGGCAGCAGGGUUGCUCCAACGUUCAGGCCCAAGUACACUCUUGCAAUCGAUGUGAGGGGGUGA